UGACUGCCCGGGCACAUGCAACGGGGCAGAGACACGAUCCCUGGACGUGCUGUGAAGCUUUCCCUGGCCCGGCGUGGGAUCUCAGGGUGCAAGGAGGUGACGAUCAGCCUAGCCAGCAACCCACCAGCAUGCCUCGAGCAUCGAUGCUGCCAUGGUCACUGCUGGGCCUACCCAGUGUGAAGGCAUCAGUCACUGCUGGGUUAUUUGUAACCGUGCUCUGGAACCUCAAGUAUGUUAUCAACUUGUCUGACAUCUUCAGUAAAUCCCCCAAGCACACUAAACCACUGAUGAUCCUGGUCUGGGAAUGGCCCUCCAAGCAGGCCCCAAACAUUAGCACGGACAUUUGCAGAGACCUCUACAAUAUCAUGGGCUGCAGGGUCACCUUGGAUCGGGGGCUCCUCGGCCAGGCAGACGUGGUGGUGUUCCACCAUGAUGUGCUCCAGCAGAACAGAGACAAGCUCCCAAAGGAGAAGCCUCCCGGGCAGAGCUGGCUAUGGGUGUCCCUGGAGUCUCCCACAAACACUAAAGCUUUAGCAGGAUGGAAACAAACCUUCAACUGGGUCAUGACAUACAGACGAGACUCUGACAUCUUCAUUCCCUAUGGCAAGCUUGUGCCCAACUGGUCAGCCACUGUGAACAUCCCCAGGAAGACCAGAUUGGUGUCCUGGGUUAUUAGCAAUUAUCAUAGGACUCAGAAAAGAGCAGAAGUCUACAAAAACCUGUCCAGGUACCUCCACGUGGACAUAUAUGGGAAAGCAAACAAAAAGCCACUUUGCAAGGACUGUCUCUUGCCAACAUUGUCCAAAUCCAAGUUCUACCUCGCCUUUGAGAACUCCAUCCACCGGGACUACAUCACUGAGAAGCUCUGGAGGAACUCACUGAUGGCUGGCACUGUGCCUGUGGUGCUGGGCCCCCCCCGGGCCAACUAUGAGCGGUUUGUUCCUGCAGACUCUUUCAUCCAUGUGGACGACUUUGAAUCCCUGGCAGAGCUGGCCAGCUUCCUGAAGACCAUGAACUCCAGCCACUACCGGCAGUUCUUCGCGUGGCAGAAGAGGUACAGCGUGAAGCUCUACACAGACUGGAGGGAGCGGAUCUGUACGAUUUGCACCAAGUACCCCAGCCUGCCCCAGGGUCGUGUCUAUCCCGACCUGGAGAGCUGGUUCAAUGCCUAGCACAGGGCUGGCAUGUGCGCUCAGCAAUGUCUGGAGAUAUCAAGGAUGCGUGUGGGCAGUAGGUAAUGGUGAGGGGGAGAGUGAAAUACCCUCCUGUGAAACAGCGCACUGAGCACGGAGUGACCCAGGGGUCCUGAUCUCUCAUCCCAGCCCUACUAUUGCCACAGAACGUGACCUUGAGCAACUGUGCAUGACUUGACUUCUUGCAAAACACGACUAAACCCCCCUCCCAGCUCCAUACUGACCUACCUUGCCACGGUGUUUGGGAUGAC
Struthio camelus australis is the source of this 1444-nucleotide messenger RNA. RefSeq names its product fucosyltransferase 7 (gene FUT7). Gene Ontology annotation, molecular function: alpha-(1->3)-fucosyltransferase activity. The record is from RefSeq and is a predicted model, not a curated record. NCBI's taxonomy places the organism in Eukaryota, Metazoa, Chordata, Aves, Struthioniformes, Struthionidae. Gene Ontology annotation, cellular component: membrane.